AUGACCGAUUUCGAUGAAUACGAGUAUCUGGAGAAGGCGGUAGAGCAGGGAGUCGGAGGGGAAGAGGAGGGCGGAGAGCAAGCUCCAGAGGGCGAGGAGCGAAGGAAAAGGGAAGGUGAAAACGGUGCGGGAGAGGACCAGGAAGACGAGAACCGGAGCAAACGCUCUCGUCGGGACGACGACAAGGAGAGGGACCGAGACAGAGAUCGCAGCGGGAAGGAUCGCGACAGAGACCGUGACAGGGAGAAGGACAGGGAUCGCAGCGGGAGGGACAAAGAUCGGGAUAAGGGACGGAGCGAUCGGCACCGCGACAGGGAUCGGGACCGCAGCGACCGUGGAGAUCGGGAUCGCGACAGGGAUCGGACUCGCGAGCGGGAAGGACACGAUCGGCACCGGGACAGGGACCGUGAUCGGAGGAGAGGAGACAGAGACCGUGAUUACGAGAGGAAGCACAGAGAGUCCGGGCGGGACAGUCGGCGAGAGAAAAAGGACAAGGAAGCGGAGCUAGAGCUCGACCCCGAAAGAGAUCAGCGCACCGUGUUUGCCUACCAAAUCAAUUUGAAGGCGGAUGAGAGGGACAUCUACGAGUUUUUCACUCAAGCCGGCAAGGUGCGCGACGUGCGUCUCAUCAUGGACCGUAACUCCCGCCGUUCCAAGGGUGUCGGCUACAUCGAGUUCUACGACGUGAUGUCGGUGCCCAUGGCCAUAGCGCUGUCGGGCCAGCUGCUGCUGGGGACGCCCGUGAUGGUCAAGCCGUCCGAAGCGGAGAAGAAUCUCGCGGCGCAGAACCCGCUGCCCGUCGUCGCGGGCAUGGGCGGCCUCCCGGGCGUGGCGGGCGCGGGGUUCCUGGUGCCGAGCCUCACGGCGUCGUCGCGGAAGCUGCACGUGGGGAACCUGCACGUGAACAUGAACGAGGAGCAGCUCCGCCAGGUGUUUGAGCCGUUUGGGGAGCUGGAGCUGGUGCAAGUCCCUACAGAGGAGUCUGGAAAGUGCAAGGGCUUUGGCUUCGUCACGUAUGCCAAGGUGGAAGACGCUCGGAUGGCCGGCAGCAACCUGCAGGGUCUUGAGCUCGCAGGACUCGCUAUUAAGAUCACUCCUGUGCCGGACACCUACGGUGUAGCUGACGCAGUGCAAGCAGUGCCAGGGCAACUGGACGAGGGCGAGGGAGGCAUGGCUCUAACUGCGCAGUCUCGUGCAGCUCUCAUGAUGAAGCUUGACCGCACGGGGGUGGCAGGUGCGCCGGUGCUGCCAUCACCAGGAGUGAAUCCAGCAGCCAUGGGUCUUCUCAGCAGCAACCCUCUGGCCGCCAUGGGUCUCCGCCCCCCCAUCCUGCCUCCUGCUGGCGGCGGCCUCGCGUCCAUCCCAGGGGGAGCGGCAGCUGCCGCCGCAGCAGCAGCCGCGCUUGCAGCGAAUCCGCUUAUCGCCGCCGCUGCCGCUGCUGGUGGGGGGACGCCGCUGCCACCUCCAGCUGCGGCUGCUGCUGCUGCUAUGGCGGCAGCGGCUGCAGCUGCUGGUGGUGGUGGUGCUGCGGCGCCAGCGGCAGCAGAGGUGGUGGGGCCGCCCACGGAGUGUCUGCUGCUCACCAACAUGUUCGACCCGUCUCAGGAUAUAGACGAGGAGUUUGAGCAGGACAUAAGGGAGGACGUGGAGGACGAGUGCACCAAGUUCGGCCCGGUCAAGAAGGUCAAUGUCGACCGGCACAGCAGCGGGCAUGUGUAUGUGCUGUUUGAGUCGGCCACGUCUGCUGCAGCAGCCCGUGCGGCGCUGCACAACCGCUACUUUGCUGGCAAGGCCAUCAGCGCCACCUUCAUUACUCCUGAGCAAGUGGCGGCCAAGUUUGGUGCCACGUAG
Closterium sp. NIES-65 is the source of this 1851-nucleotide messenger RNA. NCBI's taxonomy places the organism in Eukaryota, Viridiplantae, Streptophyta, Zygnematophyceae, Desmidiales, Closteriaceae. The record is from the annotation of a GenBank genome assembly.